Messenger RNA from Capronia epimyces CBS 606.96, 1866 nucleotides. RefSeq names its product cell division cycle 14. Gene Ontology annotation, cellular component: spindle pole; mitotic spindle; centrosome. NCBI's taxonomy places the organism in Eukaryota, Fungi, Ascomycota, Eurotiomycetes, Chaetothyriales, Herpotrichiellaceae. Bases 1 to 1866 code for a protein of 621 amino acids. Gene Ontology annotation, molecular function: protein serine/threonine phosphatase activity; protein tyrosine/serine/threonine phosphatase activity. The record is from RefSeq and is a predicted model, not a curated record. Gene Ontology annotation, biological process: protein dephosphorylation; regulation of exit from mitosis; positive regulation of cytokinesis. The transcript is spliced from 4 exons.
AUGGCCCAUCCUGCCAGUUAUGGCCAGGUCAUCGAGUACAUUCAAGAUCGCUUGUACUUAGCAUCAUACACUCACACACCAGAUGAAAACACUCCUUUCCCGUAUCCCGCACAAACCAGAAGAUCGCCUCACAAAAAGGCCUCACGGGCGCAAGCUGGCCCGACGCCUGCGGUUCUCCGACCACCCCCGGUGUACUUCACUAUCGAUGAUACGCUUCUGUAUAACGCUUUUCAUGCAGACUUUGGCCCUCUGCACAUUGGACAUUUGUAUCGAUUCGCCGUACAAUUUCACGAAAUUCUAGGCGACCCAGCCAACAACGACAAAGCUGUGGUGUUUUGGAGCAGGGCUGAUGCACGGAGUCGAGCAAAUGCUGCGUGCCUGGUCGCGUGCUAUAUGGUCCUGAUUCAAGCAUGGCCACCACAUCUCGCUCUUGCUCCGAUUGCGCAGGCCGACCCUCCCUACAUGCCCUUCAGAGAUGCAGGAUACAGUCAAGCAGAUUUUAUCCUCAACAUUCAAGACAUCGUCUAUGGUGUGUGGAAGGCGAAAGAAGAAAAUCUAUGCCAGCUCAAAGAGUUUAAUCUGGAAGAAUACGAACGAUUCGAGAGAGUUGACAUGGGGGACUUCAACUGGAUCUCGCCGCAGUUUGUCGCUUUCGCAUCACCUCAAUCCGAACCUACCACUCCGAUACCAGUUUCAUCUCCUGCCUACUCCACUCUACCCUCUUGCAUACCAGAGAUCCAGAGCGCCAGAAUAUCUCAACCAUUCAAGAACGUCCUCACCCAUUUCGUCCAGAGAGAUGUCGGUCUGGUCGUUCGACUGAAUUCGGAGCUUUACUGUCCAACAUACUUUACUGCUCUUGGUAUCCAACACAUUGAUAUGAUUUUUGAGGACGGCACCUGUCCCACUCUGCCCAUUGUUCGCAGAUUUAUCAAACUGGCACAUGGCAUGAUAACGAACAGUAAGAGCAUCGCGGUCCAUUGCAAAGCUGGUCUUGGGCGGACUGGAUGUUUGAUCGGAGCAUACCUUAUUUACAGGCAUGGUUUUACUGCCAAUGAAGUCAUUGCUUUCAUGCGAUUCAUGCGUCCUGGCAUGGUAGUUGGCCCACAACAACAUUGGUUGCACUUGAACCAAGGGCAAUUCAGAGAAUGGUACUGGGAAGACCAGUUGAAGGCGAAGAUGGAGCUCAACAAACCAUCCACGCCCCGCGCCAUGUCGACCAAGACUCCAGCUCGUAUCAACAGUGGAGCGCAGACAGCAACACCAAAUCGGUCAAGCGCACAGAGAUCUGCUCUGGGGGAAAUUGACGGCAAUGACAUCUCGAAUUCUGGUUCCUUCCAAGACGAAAACCUCCCGGCACCUACUCCAGGUCAACCGAGAAAAUAUGCUCGAAUGGACCCACGCAGUCAUCCUUAUUCGCGAUCCACAUCCGGAACAAUGCGAGUCAAUGGCAACAAGGCUGACACUGAGACGGCCGCCGAGGCAAGUCGCCAGAGUAUGACCGGAGCAGACAGUGAAGAGGAACUGAUUCUGCAGAAGGCAGCAUCCCGUCGCAGCCAGAGCAAGAGCCCUGGCAGCAAGGGCAAGGCACGGAGCGUGUCAUACACCACUACCACGACCACCAUGACAAAGACGAUCGACGAGAACUUGAAGCUAAGUACCAAGAGCGAAAAGACUCAGGCGAACGGCACAGGUCGACCAAAAACAACUCCUAGGUCAGCAAGUGGAAUGGGUGCCAUGAGUGUUGCGAAGACCAGAUCGCUUCGAGAAUCUCCACGCCGCAGCGGAGGGGAAGACAAAACGAAGGUCCGGAAGACUAGUGGUCGGGUUGGGAGUGCAAAUUACGGGCCUACCGGUGUCAAGCGGUGA